AGGUCGUAGUUACUAUAGGUCAAUGUGUCCUUCCACACGUGUGUUUCUGUGAUCUUCCAGCAGCAGUAACGGGGACUCAGCCGGUCUGUGUGCUGUCAAACUCAUAUAUUCUGUCGUUACACGCUUUAAUAUUUCUAACAUGCUAAAGUCGGUGGUCCGCGCGGUGGGAGCCGCUGUCCGCAUGUCCUCAGCCACCACGUCCACAGCCCGGGCUCUGCCGCUCAGCUGCCCGACUCUGUGCUCUCCGUGUUCGGCUACAACGCGGCCCUUCACCCGGUCUCUGUGGAUGCUGAACAGCAAAGGAGCCUCGUCAGGAUACAGGCCAAAACUGUUCAGUUCAAAGGUGUUGCAACCCACGGUGUCGUGUGGAUGUGGAGGACUGCACACAGAAGGUGACAAAGCAUUUGGUGAUUUCCUGUCUGAUGAACUUAAAGAAGAGAAGAAGAUCCAGAAAAACAAAACUCUUCCUAAGCUGUCUGGAGGAUGGGAGCUGGAGAUGAAUGGCACAGAGGCUAAACUCACAAGAAGUGUUUCUGGAGAGAAAAUCUCUGUCUCAUUCAACGUCAACAACAGCAUUCCUCCUAACUUUGAGGAAGAGGCAGAACAAGGUCAGCAGAAGUCAGCAGAGGAAGAGCCUGAAAUUGUGUCAACUCCCAAUUUUGUUGUUGAAGUCACAAAACAGGCUUCAAAACAUUCCCUGGUGUUUGACUGCCAUUUCCCUGAAGACGAGAUGAGUCAUGGCGAAGGAGAAGAGGAGAGCGACAUCUUUGCCAUCCGUGAGGUCAGUUUCCAGCCUGAGGGAGAUACAGACUGGAAGGAGACCAGCUACACACUCAACACAGACUCUCUGGACUGGGCCCUGUAUGACCACUUGAUGGACUUCCUGGCCGACCGUGGGAUCGACAACACCUUUGCCGAUGAGCUGAUGGAGCUGAGCACCGCCAUUGAGCAUCAAGAGUACAUUAAGUUCCUGGAAGACCUCCAAGGCUUUGUCAAAUGUAACUAAUGUUAGUUAGAAGCUAAAUUUCACUUUUCUUCAGUACACAUCCAGAGAUAGGAUGAUACAGUAAGACUAAAGCAAAUGAAAGCACUGAAUGAUUGAUUUGUUCAGCGCACGAAGGAGACUGAUGGUAGUGUCUGUGACAGUGAGCCUUGUUGCCAGCAACUGUCACUAAGACUUAUCUGCAAACAUCUUUCCUUUGGUGAAAUGUGACUUUAUUUUUCUGUAACUUAAACAACAUAGUUUAAAUUAAAUAUUUAAAGGCCAUAAAUAAUGUAGGUCAUGAUAAUCGUGCAGAAACCGUCAUUGUAAGAAAUGUCUCUCAAUUUUAGAGUUCCUGUCUUAUCUGCACGGCCUCAGGAGGGUCCAGUCAGUAUUUAUGAAUGUUCACUUUCCAAUAAAGGACAAAUUUGUCAAGGUGCAAAUUCAAAACAAAAAUAUCAAAAAGUAAACAGUUUACAAAAUCAGUCCUCACUUCAAAAUGUAUGUGACAGCUUCUGGCAAUCCUGCUCCGAGUCUGACUUCUAGCUGGGCUUGUUCACGUUGACCAACAUUGAUUCAACUCUGCCAGACCAUAAGACAUGAAGUCUACUGUUGAAUGAUAUAUAUCCAUGUAUGUUAAGAGAAUGGAAGUUCUAUGUCCAUUAAAACAGUUUGAUAAGA
Molecule: messenger RNA, 1663 nt
Organism: Seriola aureovittata
Lineage: Eukaryota; Metazoa; Chordata; Actinopteri; Carangiformes; Carangidae
Gene: c1qbp
Product: complement component 1, q subcomponent binding protein
Exons: 6
Coding region: 140-1006 (288 amino acids)
Biological process (GO): cytosolic ribosome assembly
Cellular component (GO): mitochondrial matrix
Source: RefSeq, a predicted model, not a curated record